Molecule: messenger RNA, 1839 nt
Organism: Cantharellus anzutake
Lineage: Eukaryota; Fungi; Basidiomycota; Agaricomycetes; Cantharellales; Hydnaceae
Product: origin recognition complex, subunit 5
Exons: 4
Coding region: 356-1531 (391 amino acids)
Biological process (GO): DNA replication; DNA replication initiation
Cellular component (GO): nuclear origin of replication recognition complex; nucleus
Molecular function (GO): DNA replication origin binding
Source: RefSeq, a predicted model, not a curated record
UGUGUCCGUUGAUGCCAUUGAGUGCUUCUCGGCGCGCGUGCUGUACACGCGCAUUAUCAAUGGGCUCGCCUCAUGGACCCCUUCAUGGGAUAGCGGGUGUGAGUGCUGGGGAGGUGAAGAGAAUGGUACCUGGGACGGGAGCUGGGAUGCCUUCAUACAAGCGCUCAAGGCUGUGUGCCAGCCUAUUUCAUCAGAGGGAGCAUUGCGGCCUGGGGAAAGCAUUGUGAUUUUGAUCCGCAACGCCGAUAGGCUGGAAGCGUCUUUACCUACUCUCCUCGUCCCAUUAACCCGUUUAUCAGAGCUGUCUUUGCUAAACAUUACAACAAUUCUCGUGUCACGGUGUACUUGGAUCGAUAUGCGUCCCGCAUGGGGAGCCUCUCCUGACCCUCUGCUCGUCUUUGUUCCCCCUCUCACCCCCUCGCAGACCAAACAGUACCUUGUUUCGCUGUACCCUAGAUGCCCUUCGUCGCUGCUGGAUGUCUACACCCCUCGCCUUGAAUCGACGUAUUCCAAAUACAUUGAUCUCUUGUAUAUGGUAUGUGCGGAAGUGACCUCGGAUCCCAAGCACCUGUCAUAUAUCGCAUCUGCACAUUGGCCCGGGUUUAUCGCACCAGUUGUGCAAGAGUGGAAAGCUCUUUACUGCGAGCGUCAGAGAGUAACUGAAAACACUGAAGCUUCGUUCCAGUCGACCCCGCCUCCUGACGAGCGAUCCACUCCCACCUCCCCUUCGGACAUGGAUAUGGAUGAGCUCGCAGAAAAAUCAGGCGAAGAGAUCAACGUUUUAUAUCCUGUUCCAACAAAUGACGAUUUCCAUCGGCUCUCUAGGCGAUCUAAUAAGGGCCUCGUCUCGGCCCUCCACACACUCUAUCCUCGCCUCAUGAGCGCUCCCCAUUGGGCGGAGCUGAACGCUCCUCCCAAAACACUCCGUCUUUCUGACACUUUAGCAUUUAGCCAAAGUAUUUCCUCGUCCCCCUCAAAGCAAAAGAAGACGGAGGAAGGCACGGCCCUAGGGAAUCUCACUCAAAGACUUACUUGGCGUGCCAAGUUGAUGCUCGUCGCCAGCUAUCUUGCCAGCCUAAAUCCAUCUAAAACUGAUGCGAGGUUGUUCGAACGAUCGGCGGAUGGCGGUAGAGUGCGCCUCAAAAAAGGGGGCGGAGCUCGGAAAUCACCCACUAAGUCAAAAGGGACUGUGGCUGGUGCAGCCUCUAAGUUACCGCGGCACCUUACAGGUCCUUCCGUCUUUCCGCUUGAUCGGUUCAAAGCGAUCUUUGAAGCCCUGAUACUCGAACAUGGUGGAGAUCAGGCGGAUGAGGAAGAGUGGUCUUCCACCGAAGCAAGUCGCGUACAGGUCCUUGCGUGUAUGUCGGAACUUGUCCAGAUGCAGCUCAUUCAACGCGGAAGCCCCAGUUCGGAGGAUAAGCUCGAAGGAUCCACGACGUUCAAAAGUAAUGUCACUACUGAGUUAGCGCACGAAAUUGCUCGGGAGCUUAAGAUCGACCUUGGGGGCUAUCUGUGCGAUGUCAUCAAUUGAAUUGGAUAUGAGUCAUUAGGCACCAUCCAGACAAAGGGAACCGGAUGAUGGCGAGCUAACAUGGCUAUGCAGGCCAAUAGCGAAGGUGUGUUGGGAGACCUGACUCGCUCAUGCAAAUAAAUCGUUACGGUCCUCUUUUCUCGCACGCAUGCGACAACCCCCAAAUACAGCUUGAAAAGUCGUGCGCAGUUUGGAUCGUCCUUGAAAGGGAACGAAGCGCCAAGACGAUAUGCGGCUGCGAAUCCAAAGGUAAUUCCAAUUUCGUGCAUGUUGAGCACCGUCUACGCUCCAGCAAACAGCUAAGGUUC